Molecule: messenger RNA, 5207 nt
Organism: Anneissia japonica
Lineage: Eukaryota; Metazoa; Echinodermata; Crinoidea; Comatulida; Comatulidae
Product: probable protein phosphatase 2C 11
Exons: 9
Coding region: 164-1822 (552 amino acids)
Biological process (GO): protein dephosphorylation
Molecular function (GO): cation binding; protein serine/threonine phosphatase activity
Source: RefSeq, a predicted model, not a curated record
UUGGUUAAUUCCUCUACAAUGAAAAGCGAGGGAAUGAAUUGCUAGCAAAACGUCGAAGACAAUUAGGUGUAAAUUGCACGUGUGUUUUGGCUUUAUAAUUAAUGAAUUACCUGUAUUCAUCGGCUGAUUUUUUAAUUCAUAAACUUGAAACCCAUUUUAAGUCAUGGGGGCAUACCUAUCUGAGCCAAAUCUAGUGAAAACUUCAGAGGAAGGCAAGACCGAAAGGUUUACUUUCGGUGUCAGUUCUAUGCAAGGUUGGAGGUUAGCACAGGAGGAUUCUCAUAACUGUAUAGAAGAACUUGAUGAAAAUACAUCAUUAUUUGGUGUAUAUGAUGGCCAUGGAGGAGCGGAGGUAGCUCAGUACUGUUCCCAGCACUUGCCAGAAUUCAUUAAGCAAAAUAAGUCGUACAAAGAAGGUGAUGUAGAAAAAGGACUCAUCUCUGCUUUCUUAGAAUUUGAUAAACAUCUCACAGAGAAAAAAGUAAUCACUGAGUUGAAAAAGAUGGCCGGGCUGGAGGAUCCUGAAGAGGAAGAUGACGAAGAGACUGAGCUUUUAAAUGAAGAAGCAAGCAUGCCAAUAGCGGACCUUCUAGCAAGAUUUGGCCAGGCUCCCAGUAGUAUUAGAUCAAUAAGGAAAAAGGCUGACAAAAAAGACUUACUUUCACCCAUGAUUCGUAAAACACAGCCCCGUUUCCCUAGCAAUGGUUCCAAUGAGCCAGACAUUGAGGAGGAGAGUGAAGAAAAAGAGGGCGAAAAAAAUAUUAAAAAUGAUAAAAUAAGUGCAAAAUUAGAAAUGGAUGAUUCAGAUGUUCCCAAGGAACAAAAUGGAAAAGGAGAUGGAAAUGUUAAUGGUGAUGUGAUAGAAAAUGGAGACAUUAAGGAAACGGAGGAAGAUGAAGAGACAAAAGAUGAUUCAAAUAAUGAAGUAACAAAUAAUGAAGAAAACCAACAAACAAGUUCAUCUAGUAGUGAUAUAAAAAAUACAGAAAGAAGAGAUGUUGUGUUAGAUGACGUUGAUUCUGAAGAUGACGAUGAGGAAGAAUAUGAUGCUGAAGAAGAUGAGGAAGAUGAUGAUGACGAGGAGGAGGAGGAUGAAGAUGAAGAAGAUGAGGAAGAAGAUGAAGAAGAAAAGGAAGUGUCUGGUAGUAAUGUGGAGGACUAUGGGUUUCCAGGACGAGAAGAGCCUGGUAGUGACAGUGGCUGCACAGCAGUGGUGGCAAUACUACGCGAUAAUGAACUGGUGGUUGCUAACGCAGGUGAUUCGCGUUGUGUGUUAUCACGUGGUAGCAAUGCUCUUGAUCUCUCGUUGGACCACAAACCCGAAGACGACGAGGAAUUGGAGAGAAUUGUUUACGCUGGCGGCAAAGUGACUGAAGACGGCCGUGUUAAUGGUGGGCUUAACUUAUCCCGAGCUCUAGGUGAUCAUUGUUAUAAACAAAAUAAAUCAUUAGCAUUAGAGAAACAAAUGAUAUCUCCAUUGCCUGACAUCAGGAAAGUAACACUACAAGCGGAGGACAGCUUUUUCAUUUUAGCCUGUGAUGGUAUCUGGAAUGUACUGUCAAGUCAGGAGGUUGUAGAUUUUGUGAGCGAACGUCUGAAUCAAGAUCAUCCUGAAGGAGGAACAUGGACCCUGACCGCUAUCAUUGAAGAGUUGUUUGAUGCUUGUUUGGCACCAGACACAUCAGGGGAUGGAACAGGAUGUGACAACAUGACGUGCAUCAUUGUACAGCUUAAUCAUGACAACACAGUCACCAUUGCCUCCAAGAAACGUAAAGUCUCCGAGUCAGAAGAUAGUGACUGUAAACGGGUGUGCAAGGAAUGAAAACUUCCAACGUAAAAAUACCUUUUAGAAGAUCUGUUAUUUAAAGGUGGGGCUGCACUACCUUUGUUCGUUAGUGGGAAAAUGCUUAAGUGCAUUGUGAAUUAUUUUUUUAAUACUAAUAGUAGGCAAUAUGCUAACUGUUAAACAGUCAAUUGGUAAUAUGUAUGUCAAAAAUGUAUGCCAAACACAUUAGAAUGUUACAUUCAACGAAUGCAUCCAUGUGUAUAUUAGAAUCCAUGCUGCAAUGUAACCAAUCACAGAGUAGAGAUCAGGAUGCUUACCUUUUAACGGGCAUAGAAGAAUGAAUACAGGCUCUAAUUAUGAAUUUAGAUCUUGGGAGCCACUUUAUUAACGGGAUCACAGUUUUAUAUUUAUAGAACAUAUAUCAGUCUGUUCAUCUUUACAAGAAAAUAUGUAGUGUACUGUACCUCGAGUAGAGUUUAUGCAAAUUUAUCAAAGCUGGUCUUUUUAAAGGUGUUGUCCAUCAAUGCUGGUAUCAUUUCAGUAUGUUUCACUUGGUUUCCCAUCUAUUAAAACUAGGCUACUUCACAAGUGUGUCCAUCUAAGUUGGGCUACUUCACAACUGUGUCCAUCUAAGCUAGGUUACUUCACAAGGGUCUGUCAGAGCUAUUUUACUGCACUGCUGUGUCCACCAGAAGAAGUGAAUUUCCCUGGUUUGUUCUUCCUUUGGGGUUGAUCAAAGCUAAUCUACUUCUCUUUGCUGUUUAAAAUAGCUAAUAUAAUAAUGCAAAAUGUAUCUAGUUAUUCUUUCCAACAAGAAAUGGCCAAGUUCACUGGCUGUUCUAACUUAGCCUACUCUACUGGGCUGACUCAGGUACAGAAUGGUGUGCGUGUGUGGGUGUAUGUUGGGGCCGUCAAUAUUUGGACAUAUUGUAGCUGAAUAAAGCUGUUAGAUUAUUGUACUGUAUAGGAGUCUUUGAAAUGAUCUAUAUCUCAGGGCUGUACAUCAUGUAGUAAGCUGGCAGUGAAUACAUACCAAGUAAGAGUUAAUAUGGUUCUUAUAUAUUUUUAAAAGUUAUUAUUUCACAGAAAUAUUACAAUAAUAAUGAACAAUUUUGUACGCCACUGUCCAGUCCCACUAAGCCACACAGAAGCAAAUGGAGCCACAAAAUGCAAACACCACAUAAGAGUACAUACUUGAUUAAUAAUCAAUAAAAACUAAAUUUUCUAGCAAUACUUGCUGGUUUCUGUUUUAAUUUGAUCAUUCUUGGUAUAGGUUUCACCGCUAUAUUUCAGAAAGCAAUGCGUUUCAUGAGAGAUGGAAAUAAAAAACUGAAAAUUAUCAGUGAUAUAAUUUUUAUGUAAGACCACGGUUCCCUGUAGAUGUCAAUAAUGUAGCGGUAAGACCUAUGGCAAUCAAUUUUAACUAGACAGUUACAGUAUUGCAAUAAAAGUUAGUACAGUAGUUUAAUACUUUUGUGUGGUAAUAUUUAAUCAUAUUUUGCAGCUGUGUGGUCUGUGAGUGGUUCAGAUUGUUUCCAUUUUGAGUUUAGUAGGACUCUUAAUUUCUGUUAAUGUGAUAAUGAAUGUGCAUAGAGGCUUUUGGAAUACUACACUUUAGCAGACUGAUCAUUAAUAUUUGAUUUUGUUUUACCUUUUAUGUUUUGUUUUAAUUUAUUAAAGUGAGUUGCCACUUAAUCACAAAAAAAAGCAUGUUAAUGAUUUUGUUGAGCUAAUGAACAAUAAAAAUCCAAUAGGUCCAAGAGGACCCAAUAGUUUAAAAUACUGGAGGCUAGGCCAAGAAAAUUUAUUUUACAGAUGGAGGCUCAAAACUACCCCAGCCCUACCAUGGUUACAAAAUUUAUGUCUGGCACUUACAGAUGGCUGGUAAUGGCACUCUCAGACUAAAAUUUUGAAUAAGUUUGUUAAUUCUGUAUUUGAAGAUCAUAAAUGCACUCCUUAAUAAGAAUUAAGUUUCUCAUGUUUGCCAGAAUUCAUGCAGAUGAUAAUUAAAUAUGAAUGGAGUUGUUGCACUAGUGUAAAAUUCACUUAAGAUUUUCUUUUUUCUAUCCCUUGCGUGUAAAAUUAACACAAAAUAAACUAUCUCACUUCUAGAUUUUCAAAAGUUUUGUAAUCAAUAAUUUGACAAAACACUCAUUGUUUUAGACAUUGGACUAUGUGUAGUAUAGGCUACUCAUGGAUCACAUAAUAUACUACAGUAUUAUUUUUUCUAUUUCAGUAUGUAAUUAGGCAGUAUUUCUGUACGUAGUACAGUGUAUACUAUAGAACUUCCCUAGAACAUUAUAACAUUUCUGUCUUCCUCGUGUGUUGAUUCAUACACACAUUAUUGUUUGGAUUCUUUCUUUUACAUCCAUUUCUCUGUAUAAAGUAAAAUCACUGACAGUUUUGCACAAUUAAAUACAGUACAAGUUUUUUUUUUUAAUCUUGUACUUGCUUGUGUUAUAUGCAGCAUUGUUGCCCUUAAUGAUCAGAUGUCUCUAAUCCUUUAUUUCAGUGGUCACCUCUUCUUAUCUUGCUUCAGCUGUUUUCAUAUUUAAUUAAUUUUUAUUAUUUAUCUGUUUUUUCAUGUGCUUCCUAAUUAUUUUUUCUGUUAUAUGGGCAAAUAUUUAUUCUUGAGUUUACAAUGAAUAAUGUAUAUCUGAUGGUGUUAAUUUGUUGAAUUGCAUGAAAUUUAUAUAAUUUAUUCUAUGAGUUAUGUUGGUUUUGUAGCUUUUUGUUUUGUAGCUAAUCAAAACCCUAAAAUUGUAUAAACUAUGCAAUAAUUUUAUCAAUUAUUAUUUAAUAUAUAAUUAAUAUAUCUUAUUGCCUUUGUAUAAUCAUUGUUCUGUUAUUUUUAUGAUUAUUAUUUACAGUUAAUUUCUAGAUCGCAAAUGAAAGUUGCAAAGCGAAAAUUAGGAGAAGCAGUACAGAUGGGCGCUACAAGCAUGCAACUGUUUAAAUACCCAAGAUUAUUGUUGUAAACAUUGUUAUAAGAAGAAUGUUCGGACACAAAAGUCACUUAAUUGUCGCAUAAAGUGUUUUUCAUUCUGGUCUGUAUUGAAGAUAUACUGCCAUCCAAAGAUUGGGAAUAAAAACUUCAAAAAUUAAAAUAAGAAUUUGAAUUCCUCGUUUAAAACAUUCUCAUAAACCUUCAGAUUCCAGAUUAUUGUAUGAGAAAAACUUUUCAAUACAGAAAUCUUAAAAUCCUUCUGUGAGAUGUAUAGGAAUGAUAUUAUUCAAGUCUAUUGAUUGUCGAAGACAAAUCUUUUUUUUUUUGUUCUACUGUACUUUUCUGUUCAAAGGUAUUAACUUAUUGAAAUGAAAAAUGAAUUUUUAUAAAAACAGUUCAUAUUUGGUUUAGGUGGCUGUAUAUCUUUAAAUACUGUUGAAAUUAAAAUGAAUUGUAUUAUCUGAUAAUACAUAA